GUGACUUGUGUUGACGCGCUGAAUAAAAGUUAUGCUGGAUAGUCAGCCAAACAUCAUCGACCUUGUGAAAGAGGUUCCUGGAUUUCACUUUUAUAUUUUCAGCUAGUUUUUAGAGUACUACCAACUUAAUCAGAGUUGUCGUGCGUUUACGGAAGAAGCUCGUAUAUUUGAGGGCGUGAACUUGGAGCAAUGGAGACCUGCUCCCGAUUUUAAAAGAAAGCAAGAGCUUAUUAACUUUUUAAGAACUAACAAGAAAGAGGAAUUUUAUAGCACCUUGUUUACUUUGGUGCCUGAAAAUGCGAGACAGCAGCAAGAAUUUAUGCAACUGGAAUUCGAUAUCAACCUUUUUUUCCUGACUGCAUUUUGGCAGGAGUAUAACAAUGAAGAAAGACAUGCCUCAAUGCAGGAAUUCAAACUGUAUUUGGAAACUAAGGGCUCAGUUCACAGCCAGAAUACUGAGUUUCUAGCUUAUUAUGCAUUACCGUAUGUGACAAAACCCAAUGAACACCCGAUAUACCAGCAACUGUUUGAAGAAACGUGGCGAAACUCUGUCAUCUUACGUUUGUCAAAAUAUAUUGAUUCGAUUAUUCAACCGAACGGUGGUAAAAUUCCUAGUUUACUUAGUUUGGUGGCAAAACCCAAUGUGAAGCAAGAUCAUCUCAUGCGUCAGCUCACAAAUGAAUUAUCAGAUGCCGAAAAACGAGCAGCACAGUCUCAGAAACGAUUAUUUAGGCUUCAGAUGGAUUAUCAAACACUUAUGUCUGUAACUGCAGAUAUACUAGAUGCCUUAGAAAAUACUGUUAAAGGAAAAUCUUUGGAUAGCUCAGUAAUGCAAAAAAUAUAUUCUCGUCUGGUGCAAAGUCAACAUCAUUCAAGUUUAAGAGCAAAUCAACUAAAUGGUCAGUGUAAUAAGAUAUCAAAUGGCAACUUUGGAUGUGAGACCAAAGACACAAGGUUUGGGGAGGAAAAGUUUGAAGCUUCUGGUCACAAAUCCAACACAAACUUUGGCUUUGAUUGGAAUGAAACUACUUUAAAUCCAUUGUUUGAAUUGAAUUAUGAGAAAAUUAAGGAGGAUAUUCAAUCAAUGAGUGAUCGUAAAAAGUGUUAUUUACUUCAAGCAUUACGUUGGCGAUUAACAAAAUCCAAAGUGCUACAACGUGAACAUUGUUUAACAUCAUUUGUUCGUAAUGAUAUACUUGAUUUAACUACCAUUGGAUCAGUGAAAGAUCUUGAUGCCAAACAUACACCAUUGCUGUAUUGUUUAAAAUCAAAACAUCAUCGUGUUCGAGAAUAUAUGGCACGUUUUAUUAAUUCACUUGCUUCUUUAUGCAGAGGUCGUGCUUAUUUAUCACAAAAUAAUUUAGUCAUUGAACUUCUCAUUGAUGAAGUACGCAAAGAACAAGAUGAAUGUAUAACAAGGGAGAAUUUUGUUGGCGCGCUGCAAAAAAUGAGUUUAAGACGGCCGAUGCAAACUGUCAUGAUUAAACAAGGUGUUAUUCUAUGGGUUAUUAACUUAUUAGAAAAUAUGAAUAAUCUCUCUGAUUAUACAUUGGAAUAUGCUGUUGCAUUAUGCAUGAAUUUAUGUUUACGAAAUUCCGGUAAACAAUGUUGUAUACCGAUUACAGGACGUUUACUCAAUGUAUUAAUGGAUCUUUUAAGCACUGAUAACAAUGACAUCAUACCAUAUAUCAAUGGGGCAUUAUAUUCAAUAUUAUCAUUAGCAGAGAUUAGAAAAACAGCUGAGAAAAUGAAUCUAAAGCAUAUUUUGAAAAAGUUUAUUAAACCUAAUCAACCGGAAAUCAAUCGUCAAUUUGAAUUUAUCUUGCAAAGAUUAAAUUCUUCUGAACAACCGCCGUUGGUCGACUCAGAUGAUGAUAUUGACGAUGAAGAUGAUGAGGAGGAUGCAUCAGUUUUAGAGGCUGAACUCGAUCUACAAGACUUACCACCUCCAGAUUCAAAUGAUUUAAUGAUAUUAACCGGUUCACAGACUAAUAAUCAAGAUCCAUAUUUAUGGGUUGGUGAAGGUUUAUUAAAGCAUAAUUAUGCAGCGAAAACUGUGACGAAAAACGAUACUAACAACAAUUGUGCUGAUUGGUGUAAAUCAAUAUGGAAUGGUGACAAUGAAACAACAAUGUCCAAUAAUAUUUCACGCAAUGAUUUACCUCUUCAACGGCCUACAACACCUAGUCAACGUUCUACGCGUAAUUCAAUUUCAGAAAACCAUCCAUCAGUAGGCAGUAGAAAUCAGUUAUAUAAUUCCAGUCUAAUUAAUCAUGAAUUUGACGACGCUUGUAAUCAACAAAAUUUACGUGAUAGUUUAGCAACAAUAACACAAAGUUUUACAGAUGAAAUUACACCAAGAGCUACCGAAUCCGAUGAAAAGCUUACAUCAUCUAACAACCAUCAUAACAAUAAUAAUAAUCUUAAUAAUAAUAGUAAUAAUAAUGAUAAUAAUAAUAAUCAUGAUUCAUUGAAAGAAUCUUCAACAGAAAAAUCCAAUGGCCAAAAUAAAAAACAAAUUCUUAUUAGUCGACAAGAAGAACAAGGUAUAUUUCAAAGUCGACCGAAAAUUCCACGUACACCUGAUACUACACCACCGCCGGGAAAUAAAAGCUUCACCAUCAACAAUCAUAAAAAUAUGUAUAAUAAUAUGAAUGACGAAGAUGCAAAUAGUUUGAUUAGUGCAAGACAAUCACCUGAUUCCACUGUAUCAAGUAGUACACAUAAUCGAUAUGAUGAUAAGUCGACAAUGAAUAGUAAUAGACUACUAAUACAUACUACUACUAAUACAAAUGAAAUGGUGUCACAUUAUACUGAUCAUGUAAAUAAUAGACAACGAAUCAAUAAAAACGGGACAAGCAUGAAUAGAACUUGA
This is a messenger RNA of Schistosoma turkestanicum, 2875 nucleotides long. NCBI's taxonomy places the organism in Eukaryota, Metazoa, Platyhelminthes, Trematoda, Strigeidida, Schistosomatidae. The record is from the annotation of a GenBank genome assembly.